GAGAGAGAGAGAGAGCGUCGGGAAUGAAGUGCCAUUUCCUUCCUUUUCCUCAAACAGCGACUGCUCACCAAAGGAAAGCCUCCCUGUUGAGUGAGAAUAAUAAAAGGAAAGUGAGAGAAGGAGCUCGUGGGCGAAGAGUCUAGAGUUUGAACAAUCGGCCACCUUCUCUUUCUCCUGCAGUUACACUUUUUUUUUCCCCAAGUCACAACACGAAGACUAACCUGGCGAAGUAAGAUCAACCUGGGACUUCUUUUAUCCAGCGACACGGUUGAAAUCAGACGAGAUCAGGCAUGUAUGUUUAUCUCCUCGCCAUCACCAGCGGUGUCUGCAUUUUCUUUGCUGGUGUUUGUGCAAAAGAGUGCGAAAACGGCGUUGUGGCAGCACGUGAAACUUUUCAUGUCCCAGAAGGAAGCAGUCUAUCUAUGUCUUGUGUGGUCGAGCACUGUGGAAACACGUGGGACGGCUUCUGGAUGUGGACAAAUUUAACAUAUGAACCUCUGAUCCGUGUGAACAACACUGCCAGGCACCGUUUGACCAGGGUAGACAUCUCGGCCAAUGAAACCAAACUAGUUUUGGAAAUUCUACCAGUCAACCGAAUAGAUGCUGGUGACUAUCGAUGCAGUGUUAACUGGGACGGCCGUCUCACAGACCAGGGACACUGGAAGAGUGUGAACGUCACCGCAGCUGUCCUCUCUCGGAGGAUUUUCUUGCACAGGGUUUAUGUCUGGAUCGGUUCUUUUCUUUGCCUUCCCAUCAUCCUGGGACUGGCUCGCUGUCUGAGUUCAGGAGUCAAGCCUCAGCUGCUUCCCACGGCACCGGUCAUAUAUGCAGCUGUAAACCCAGAGAGAACACACCCGGCUCCACGGCCUCCCCCUCGACGCUCGGUACAACCGAAACGCAAUGCUUCCUCUCAAAAAGCUCCCCCCAAAGGCAACCAAAAGACUGAGGUUGUCUAUGCAGACAUUUCCCAGCAUGCACUAAGGAAUCAGGGUGCUACAAGAAAGCCUGCCGAGUCCACAGUCUACUCAGCUGUCAGAUUUACCUGACUGCAAAUGAAAGCAGAGAGGAGUGGUCUGCUGAGAACCAGCUGAUCCUUGACAUCAUCAUUAGACGUGGGAGACGUUCAGGGGUCCUGACUUUCCGUGCAUAUUGCAAAAAGUGACUAAAGCAGUAGACACACUUGUCCGUGUCUAUGGAUGACUCCCUGGAAGUAGUGACAUUUUUCAAAUGUGAAACCGAAAGAACCAAAAUAUGCCUUCUGUCAUGAGACUACGUUCUGUCUGAACUUGCUUGUGGCAACGUUAACAGCACUGUGAUCACUUUUAAAGCAAAACAAGAGAAACAAACUUCUGCUGUGACGUCUGUACCAGUUUUCCUGACGUGUUCAUGUGCAUAAAAUAAAUGUUAUGUGUGAGUAUGAGUAAG
This is a messenger RNA of Mugil cephalus (flathead mullet), 1425 nucleotides long. RefSeq lists its product as uncharacterized. The transcript is spliced from 5 exons. The record is from RefSeq and is a predicted model, not a curated record. Lineage: Eukaryota; Metazoa; Chordata; Actinopteri; Mugiliformes; Mugilidae. The coding region runs from base 291 to 1046 and encodes 251 amino acids.